AUGGCAACCAUCAAUGGCUUCCACCCUCCCAUGUCCACCCUCCAUAGCCAAAAAACCAAGCUCCAAGUCCUCCAUGCCACUUUGCAUAGCCUGCCUUUGACUUCUGAUCAGCAGCAUCCCAUGUUGGCUUACCAAAGAUCAUCAUUCACCAAAUUCCCAAAUGAUCAUCAAUUGAUCAGAGCUCAUCACAGACUGCUAAUUACCAAGGUGACUCAAGCAUCAGAAAAAUCUCCACCAGAAACUCAAAGUCCUGCAGAUAAAUCUCCAUUAUCUACAUGGAAAAACUGGAUUGUGGGAUUAAUGUUGUCAAUAAUAAUACCUUCUUUGAGACACAAAUGGGGACCCUUGCUGGCCCUUAAAAACAAGGUGGACGUGGCAGUAGACACAGUGGAAUCUGUGACAGAGGUGGUGGAAGAGUUGGCUGAGGAAGUAGAGAAGGUGGCUGAGCAGGUAGAAGACAAGCUUCCUGAGGAUGCUAAGCUCAGAGAAGCUGUGGAGUCCGUUGAACAUCUAGCUGAAGAUGCAGUCAAAAAAGCUGAGCUAGCCAAGGAUGUCAUCCGCAAGGUAGAGGAAGUGGAGGAAGAGGUUGAGAAGGCACUAACUAAUGGGUCAGAUGUUGAUUCUGUAAAAGGGAAGGGCGAGAAGAAGUCUUGA
This is a messenger RNA of Prunus armeniaca (apricot), 654 nucleotides long. Lineage: Eukaryota; Viridiplantae; Streptophyta; Magnoliopsida; Rosales; Rosaceae. The record is from the annotation of a GenBank genome assembly.